CUUGACUAUCGAACCCGGUGCCACCUCUAAGACAGCCAACAGCUGAUUGUCACAUUAGAAUUGAAUUGGAAUUAGAUUAUGAAUUAUUUUAUCGCUUUUAUAACACAAAAGAUCGACUAACUAGCUUCCGAACAAGCACCCCCAACUCGAGGCACAUCUGGCAACACAAAGAGGCUGAGUGGAACUCCGAAACAUGAAUUUUCUGCGGCAAUCCUUUGGCAUUACGAAACAGUUGGCUUCCCAAGCCAUCCAGAGCAGCUAUGAGACCGCCAUCCGCGGAAUGGCAUCGCUGCAGCAGAUGCACCGCAGCGGACCGCACGUAAAGACGCGCCCGCCGCGCCAGCCGCUGGAUGGAAAGCCCUUCGCCAAGGGCGUCGUCCUGAAGACGCUGAUCAAGAAGCCCAAGAAGCCGAACUCGGCCAACCGAAAGUGCGUGCUGGUGCGCCUCUCCACCGGCAAGGAGAUGGUGGCCUACAUACCCGGCAUCGGGCACAACCUGCAGGAGCACAACAUCGUACUGUGCCGCGUGGGGCGUCUGCAGGAUGUGCCCGGCGUGAAGCUGAAGGCUGUGCGUGGCGUCUACGACUUGGCGCACGUCAUCAAGAAGAGCCAAUAGUUAUUAACCAACCGCUUGCUUUACCACGUUGUUCAAAUGCAUAACUCUACAAUCAACAGACGGAUAAA
Messenger RNA from Drosophila erecta, 684 nucleotides. Its product is annotated as 40S ribosomal protein S12, mitochondrial. The coding region runs from base 194 to 616 and encodes 140 amino acids. Gene Ontology annotation, molecular function: structural constituent of ribosome. Gene Ontology annotation, cellular component: small ribosomal subunit; ribosome. NCBI's taxonomy places the organism in Eukaryota, Metazoa, Arthropoda, Insecta, Diptera, Drosophilidae. Gene Ontology annotation, biological process: translation. The record is from RefSeq and is a predicted model, not a curated record. The transcript is spliced from 2 exons.